Molecule: messenger RNA, 369 nt
Organism: Guillardia theta CCMP2712
Lineage: Eukaryota; Cryptophyceae; Pyrenomonadales; Geminigeraceae
Exons: 2
Source: RefSeq, a predicted model, not a curated record
GCCGUCCUCGUCGGAAGAUACAGCAACGGAAAGGUCUGGGCCAUCUCUGCCAAGAACUCCGCCACCGGAACUGAGAUGUUCGGAGGAAGAGUUGACGAGUCUGACCUCACCAUCCGCGAUCCCCAGUGGGGAACCAAGUACUCCCUCGUGAACGGAGAAGUUGUUGGAAAGUGGUGCCCCUCCCCCCCUGUUCUCGGCGCUCUCAUCGGAGCUAUUUUCCCCCCCACCGGCGUUUGGGUUCCCCAGGUCCGCGAGCAGGGCGGAUAUGUUGAGGUUCUCCUUGAUGUCAACGCUAAGGCCGAAUUCGAGAAGAAGUACUGGAAGGGUAUCUUGGACGCUCAGGGCAAGGCUGACGGAGGAUACUAUUAA